AUGCCAACUUGGUUCCUUCCUCCCGAUUUCACUUUCACGCCUGAGGGUCCGCUUAGAUUGGGAACUAUCAUCACGCACCCAGCAAGGCCAACAUUAGUGCUCGCAUCGCUUCCUGGUGAUACCGGCAUUAUCCUCCCGAAAGAGACUACUCUCGUGGAGCCGAAUCAUUCACACGAGAAGUCCAGCUCAAGAUCACGCUCGUUAAAUAUCUGGGCAAAUUUUCUCGAGGUGACCUCAGCAACUGUCAAAAUCGACACUGGCCGGCAAUAUAUCGAAAGCUACGGCACCGUUGACCAUGAGAUCCGCUUCUUCGCCGAUCCGUUGACACCAUCAAUAGCGUCUGCGAUAACUGCGCUCCCGGAUGUCAAAAAACAUAUCAACUCGGGGGUCUUCGGAAGACGACCAGUAUAUAUUGUCACAGGCCUUCGCAUAGCGAGGACAAGCUUCACGGUGAGCAAAGAUGUUUCGAAAACCCUCGGGGGCGAGAUAUCGGGAUCAGGGACGAUCCCUGGUGGGAUAGUUCCCAUUACUGCCGGUGCGGGCUCCAGUGGGUCUAGCGAGCGAAAAACCACGGGGUCCUAUGAUACAGCCCCGGGCAUCGUUUUUGCAUAUCGCUUGUCUGUCAUUCGGACGAAGAGAGCAGGGGUCGAGACCGAGCUUUUUGAUGACAAGGCCGCUUUCUUGACUGGUGAUGAAACAGAUGUAGAACAGCCACUUGUGGUCGUUGAGGCUACUAAGGAGGAGCUUGAAGAAGAUUUCGAGGAGCAAGUUGAAUUCCAGACAUUGAAACUAGAGAAAGGUGAAACUUGUAUCUCAUUUCAGAGCAGCUUUGCUGACUGUCCAACGACCACUACUGGCGCUUACUAG
Molecule: messenger RNA, 867 nt
Organism: Penicillium pulvis
Lineage: Eukaryota; Fungi; Ascomycota; Eurotiomycetes; Eurotiales; Aspergillaceae
Exons: 1
Coding region: 1-867 (288 amino acids)
Source: RefSeq, a predicted model, not a curated record